This is a messenger RNA of Oncorhynchus gorbuscha (pink salmon), 4739 nucleotides long. RefSeq lists its product as uncharacterized. Gene Ontology annotation, molecular function: guanyl-nucleotide exchange factor activity. Lineage: Eukaryota; Metazoa; Chordata; Actinopteri; Salmoniformes; Salmonidae. The transcript has 5 exons. Gene Ontology annotation, biological process: positive regulation of GTPase activity. The record is from RefSeq and is a predicted model, not a curated record. Gene Ontology annotation, cellular component: cytosol. Bases 1206 to 2144 code for a protein of 312 amino acids.
UUUGAGCAAGGUGCUGUGCAGAACCACUGAUCUACAAAUCAUCCUGCAUUCUAAAGAACUACCCAGUAAGAAAAAAUCCUCACGUACAAGGAUUAGCAAAACACCUUGCUCAUUCAGCUGAAUGUAAAUCGGUGAAGUCAACCAACAAGCCAAGGGCCUAUAAAGCCCCAUCAAACUGGCGGUCAAACAGGGAAAUGGUUCCAAUCCUUUUUCCACCAUUCGUUUUUUUUCCCAAAGGGGAUUUUAGAAACGCCUAGAAUAAGGGCUGUGUUUCAUGUAGGCUUACUCUCGUUUUGAUAACCAUGCAAAUCUCUUUUGGACAAGGUUGACUUUUAUCAAUAUAUUCAUCUCUGAUUUGAAAGUGCUAAUUAACAUCAAAGUAGACAUGCAAGACUAUAAAUCCCUGCAAGGUCCUUCAUGUCAUCUCUCGCUGACACCUGUGCUGACACCUUUGCUAACAGGUAUUAUGUCAAUUCAGAACUUGCCCAAGACAGUUCAUAAUUGUUAAUUUAAAGAAAUGUUGCCAAUUUAUUGAUUACAACAUUUAGCUAACUUUAGAUAGUUAAUCCAGAGAUUCUUAAUUUUGCCGAGAUUUGGCAGCCUCGUCCAAAUCAUCAUGGCAUUCGUAGUUCUUUAUGAUAGCCACAUUAACAGCUAAUCAGCAUUUCAUUUGAUGAAAUACAGGCAAAUAUAUUGAUAAUAGUCACCUUGAUAAAAGGAAUUUUAAGUGUUUCUAAAAUCCCAUAGAAGAAUGAAGGGUAGAAAACGAUUGGAACCAUGUCACUGUAUGACCGCUAGGUUAUAUGGAUAUUUUUACUGUGGUGAUGAAUUGUCUGCCAACACAGCGGGUGAAAGGGAGGGAGAGCAGCUUUGCAGGGAAUUAGGAUUUACUCUGUAUUAGUGUAGAGGAGGAGGGAGGGAGAGAAAGAAAAACGCCCGAAAGACCGGGAGUACGGAAUAUGUAACAUAAAACGCAAGAAGGAAAUAAAUGGAUUCGGGGCUUGCUGAGCGUACCAUAGAGGAGGGAAGAGAGACGAGGUAGAAAGAAAGGAGAAGACUGUCUGAAACAGCAACAGACAGAUGUUCCAGAAAGCUGGCGAAGAGAUACGGAUAAGAAAAGGGGGGAGAGGGGGAGUGCCGAGGUGUGUAGAGAACAUUGUCUGGCUGACAGACGAUUUGAGAAACAACUGCAACAAAAAGUCCGGAUGGGAGUCUAUACUGACGCAUAUGCACGCAUACACACCCACAACACACACAUGGAUAGACUGCGACCGACCAGUGACUCCGGUCGACUACUGCCGGUGGUACCCAAAGACCCUCUCACUAAUGCAUUAGAUGCCAUUGUGGUCAGUACUGAUCUCAUCGAGGAUGAACUCCGACCUCACCUGGAAACAGUACUUACUGUCAUACAGGAAAAACAGCGUGGGGCUGCGGAACAGGUGGCAGUGAGUGGUGUAUUACCUACUCUGGCUCAAGCCCUUAGGAGGAGAGGACCGCUUACUUUAAUGACUGCUAAACUGGUGUCAGAACUGGCCAGAGAAACGGUGAUCAGGGAGAGGUGUGGGGAGGCAGGGGUGUCAUCUGCUCUGUUGUCUGUGCUGGUCUCCAGGGAUCAGGAGCUGCUGAUACACGCUGGCCGCGCUAUCGCUCGUAUCUGCUACGAGAGCCGGUGUCAACAGGAGCAGUUGUUGCGUUUGGGGGCGGUCCCUAGGCUGGUUGGAAUCCUGCUGGGUUUUAAAAGCAACAAGGCUCUGGAGGGUGUGUGUCUUGUGGCCCUGUGUAACCUAGGUGACAUGGGAGAGGGAGGGGAGGAUGGAGGUAUAUCGUGGGAGAGAGGCUUGUCACUAUGUCCCGAGGAGUCUGUGUUUCGUGGCGUGACUUGUCACUCCUGCGGCUUUGGCUCCAUGGUUACAGUCGUCAGACUGACCCAGUGGUCGCCCGGGCAACACACCGUCAGCAUCGAGGUGUUAUCCCGUUACUCCAUCGGGUUCUGGACAAUGCAUAACAACCGCCGGACAGUGCGACGUUCACCACUCUCUCACCUGGGAACGUGUCCUAGGUUCUACAAAGCCAUCAAGUACUCCGUUCAGAACAUUCCCAACAGUAGGAGCCUCAAGUCACUGAUCUUCCACAUCUUCCUUUGAGGAUGGACUACAAACAUGGCAGCAUAUUAUGGACUACAAACAUGGCAGCAUAUUAUGGACUACAAACAUGGUAGCAUAUUAUGGUUUACAAACAACGCACCAUAUUAUGAAAUAAAAACAUUUUUAAUUGACUAUGAAUAUGGUAUUCUAUCAAUGACAAACAGGAGAACUCAUUCACACCUUAGAGAGGAACGGACUACAAACAUGGCAUUUUAUGGACUACAAACAGGUUGACUCUGAAAGUCACUACAGAUACAUCAGGACUGCAGACAGAAACCGAGAUGACUGUGGGUGUUGGGGAUCUGGAUGUACCUUACCCAAUUAGAAAUAAAUCGGAGUUCAAUUUCUUUUUAAAAUUGACGUUAAAGGUUCAAAUCUAUUUCUUUAUUUUGUUUUUAAGAAAUUCUAAAAUAGUUUGACAACCCUGCUUUGUACGCUUUUAAAUGAUAUCAAACUCAACUGUUUACCUUUUUCAGUCAGUGAUGAAGACAUGUGUCAUGGUAUGGUGGGGUAUGCAAAUGGUCAACUUUGAGAACCUUUAUCUUUUGAAGGUUUUGGCAUUCAGGUCCAAAAUGUCCCUUUUUGUUGCUUAAUCAAAAGUGAUGCUGUCAAAAAGUGAUUAAAUUCAAAUUGAUUUACCCACACACACACACACACACACACUACUAGGUCCGUAUAGCGGCCGAUAGGUUUGUUCACAACAUUCGUUAUACACAAUACAAUCUUAGACUGAACUUCUUACUGUGUAGCUCUUUCUCUCUAUCUCUGGGUUUUGUAUCAUAGACAAUGUUUAAAAUGUCAGAACAGUAGUUUUCUCAUAAAAAAUGUAAUAUGCAAGAACCGGUGACACUUGUAAUUUCUGCUGUGCCAUAUAAAACCAUGUUUUUGACCAUUUGUUAGCCAAUUUUACUACUCCACCAGUAUUUCAUCCUCAUUCUGCAUAAUUUUAACCUGUUGACAGUUAACAUUAAGUGGAUGGCCAUAUAAAACACAUGUUCAUGAAGGCCAUGAACAGUACCUAGUAAUGCCUUAUACUGUUAGAAAGCUCAGAUUGUGCUUUUAAUUUUUUUAUCAGGUAUUCAUUACUUUUGAUUUUAUGCAUUUAAAAACACGGAAAUUGUUCCAAUGGUUUUUCCGCCAUUCAUUUUUCACAUUGUGAAUAAAUAAAGUAUAAUUAAUUGUGUGUUUGGUGUAGGUGUUCCUUGGCAUGACGUUUUAAUAGCCGUGUAAUUCUCUCUCGGACAAGGUGAGUUUUAUCAAUAAAUUCGUCUCAAUUUACUCUAAAAAAUUCGCAAUGCUAAUUAUUGAUGAACGUUACCUUGUCAGAGAGAUUUGCGUGGUUAUCGAAACGUUAUGCCAGAGUAUUCCUACACGAAACCGAGACAUUUGAAGUAGUUAUAACAUCCCAGAUGGAACAAUUGGAACAAUUUCCGGGUUUUAUGACUCAUACUGUGACACUCAACAGUAAAUAGUAUGAACAAUAGUAAGUUGUAGAUUUAAUUUUCACAUUUCAUAUGCUAUGAACAAACUUAUUUAAAAAUGACAAAAUAGGGCUUAACAGGUUUUUAGAUAAUCUACAUAUUCUCACAAUUUUACAACUAACAUGCUGUAAGAUUUCAGCUGAAUUAUUACUGUAAGAAUGUUUAUAUUUAAUGGUCAGGGAACAUCUAACUCAUUUCCUGGUGCAAUAAUCAAAUUCGUUGUCUCUCCCCUUGGGGUUUCCACUAGAUAGUACAGCCACAAAGCCAGAAUUGGCUAUAUCGUAAAAAUAUUAAUGAAGACAAAAAUGUGCUUUUUUUGUCAUAAUUUAAGGUUAGGGGUGUAGUUACGGUUUAAAGUCACCUUUUACCUUUUAAGAAGAGAAAUUGUAGAUAGGCGGGGAUUUCGACUUUGUGGCUGUGGUAACUAGAGACGGCCCUCCCUGUGAACAUACCUCAGCUGUCAUCUAACAUAAUGUUUAUCCCUCGUGAUGAACACAGUGGUUUCAAAUCUUUAAAUUGGCAGACAAGUUUUGUUUGAAUUCAAUUAGAUAUAAAUAGAUGUGUGUUUGUCGUAGAAUGAUGAGACUAGUAUAGGGUCACCUUUGCAGCGCUAUACGGCUUUUGUACCUGUGAUAUUUGCAUAUUUCCGUUGGGAAACGCCAACUGUGAAGUGCGCGUUUUCAAUAACUCAAUUCGCCUUUGCACUCCUAAACAAAGGGUAAAGUCUACAAAACUUAGUUCACUCUGUUCGUAGCAUAUUUUAGUUUUGGGAACAGAAAACUGUAUUGAGAUCACAUUUUUCGUCGAUUAGUAAAUUUGCCAAACGGAUGUUACACAUUUAUACAUCCGGUGACAUUUCAGUCUCAUUGUUUUAUCUGGGUGUGUCGAAUGUGCUCUGCUGUUAGAUUAGAGGAUUUUGAAUGAGAUGUGUUUUUUUAACUACCGUUUCUUACAUUUACAUUUACAUUUAAGUCAUUUAGCAGACGCUCUUAUCCAGAGCGACUUACAAAUUUCUUGCCAUGAAACUACCCUACAUUGAGCUACCAUACCGCUAGAUUUUGGAUGAGUCUGAGUCGUAUUUCACUUUUAGUUUCCCACAAAUAAUUGUAAAAUG